AGGUCAAGUCACGUCAACGCAGGGGCAGGCAGAACAGAGGGAGACGCGAGCCGGGAUGCUCGUCGAGGCCGCCAAGCGCGCCGCUGUGUCGGGAGCAAGAGGGAGUGGGGUCGGACGUGCGAGCGCAAGUGGGGGUGAGCGCGGGCUGACGUGGACCGUCGAAGUCGUCGCUCGGACGCUGGGGACGACGGCAGCGGCAGCGAAAGAGGCGCGCAAGACGGACAGGGUCGAGCGUGCGAUUCGGCGCAAGCAGCAGGAAAAAACAAAGGAGAGGUGGGCAGCAGCAGCAGCUGCGUCCGAGGGUGUGGCAGCAGGGGCAGCAGGGACAGCAGGGACAGCAGGAGCAGGAGCAGCGGGGAAAGAGAGGCGUGCGCCAGGCCCAGUCGGGCGCGCAUGGUCCUCGCCCUCGUCGUCGGAGAGCUUCUUUUCCGACGCUGUGCGGCGCGUCGAGUGGGGCGAGAGGGCACAGCAGCGCAGGCAGGCGGGAGAGCGACCUCACGCAGACCGAGGCGGCAGGGACGAGUCUCGAUCAACGCACGGGGGAAACAGGCGAGGCAGAAGAGGAGAAGAGGAGGAGGUGGACAAGGGCCACGCUGGCGAGGACUCAGAGAUGCGCAAGUGGGACAGGGACAGGCGGGGAAAGGGGGCCCAGAACACCUUCCAAAAGUCGCCACCGCUGCCGCCAAUGAAGCUGCGGCAGCUGCGAUUCAGCAAGACAAAGCGCCUGCAGUCCUUCUUCAACGUCGAGGAUCCGCAGCAGGCAUUCAGCGAGGCGGCAGACCUGUUUGCGAGCUGGGCGCCGUUUGUCAAGCGCGACACGCGCGGCUACCGCAUCAUGAUGGGCCUCGCCCUCAAUGCCAACAAGAAGAUCGCUGCGUUCAAGUACCUCAAUGAGAUGAAGAAGAACGGCGUGGCACCCAACGCCUUCGUCUACCGCGGCCUCUUUCGCGGCCUGGCCCACGCGCAGAUCAACCCGGGCCAGGACCGCACCGUCGUCAAGCAGGCCAAGACGGCCUUUGAUGCCUUUACCGAGCUCUGGCUCGUGUCGCAGAGCGCUGUGCGCCGGCCUAGUGGCUCGGCCCGCUCUUCUUCUUCUCACCUCGACGACGACGCGGCAAGAGUGGGAGAGGAGGAGCAGGAGCAGGAAAGCAGCAGCACGGCCGAGUCGUUUGAAAAGACGCUCGAGAUUGCACGCCAGGAGCUCGUCGAGCAGCCCGUCGUCGCCGUCGAGACGCUGCGGUACUAUAUGCGCUUCUGUCUCCGGGCGGGCCUCUACGACGAGGCCGAUGCGCUCCUCGCCGACGCCCACAAUCUCUCCAUUCCACGGCGGUCCCCUGCGGGCGUGGCAGUAAACCAAGCGCAGAGAAAGGCCGUGGCCGUGCCCCUCGUCGCCCUCGCUCUGGCAGCCCACUACCUCUCCCAGGCUGCGUGGCGUGACGGGAGCAGCACGGACCUGGGUGGUGUUGAGCCGCCGAGCCGUGCAGAGAGCCUGGCCCACUUUGAGCGCCACGUUGGCCUCGACCGCUUCCUCGACCUCGCCCGCGCCGCCCUCGAAGCGCAGCAGGUCGACGAGGGGAGCGACAAGGAAGCACCGUCUACGAGCAGAGGCAUCAGCAGCAGCAGUGAGACGACCGAGUGUGCAAGGGAUAGAUCCAAGCUGCGAGACCAGACAUCGGCGGUGCACCAGGCGCUGCGCGAGGCAGAAAGGGCCCUCGCACAGCUGGUCAGGCACGGCGACGGCAGCGAGGCAGACGAGGAGGCGCGGUACAGAGACGCACUCAAGCAGCUCGCCAAGCUGCCUGGCCGUGCCAGGGAAGACGGUGCAAGCGACCGCUGGAUUCAGUGACGAGACAGAGAGCGAGCAGCUGGCAGCAACGAAACAGUGAAGAGAGUCGGCAGCCGGCAGCAGGGAAGGAUGGCCAUGUGUUUGGUGUGUGUACAGUACAGUGUGUAGCUCUUCAACAACAACAAGUCAGAC
Messenger RNA from Acaromyces ingoldii, 1978 nucleotides. RefSeq lists its product as hypothetical. The transcript is spliced from 2 exons. The record is from RefSeq and is a predicted model, not a curated record. NCBI's taxonomy places the organism in Eukaryota, Fungi, Basidiomycota, Exobasidiomycetes, Exobasidiales, Cryptobasidiaceae. Bases 56 to 1846 code for a protein of 596 amino acids. Gene Ontology annotation, molecular function: protein binding.